CUCAUCUUUCCGUCGUUAAGUUCUCUCAUAAACAUCGAGCAAUGGUCCGUGGAACAGGUCUGCACUACUACCUUUGCAAUCGAUGAACCUUCUUUAUUCACGAUUUUCGCGAUCUCUCGUCAUCCGUAUUUCAAAGGCAAGUUCAAGACGAAGCGUGGCGGUGGACGUCAGUUCAGUAAAAAUAUGGUUCUUGAUGAAAACGGCACUGCCGUAUCGACAGACAAGAGAUGGCGCAAGGACGCUGAUGGUUCAGGAUCUGACGAGGAAGAAGAAGAAGAAGAGUCUGAAGAAGAAUCUGAAGAGGAGGAGGAGGAAGCGGAAGAGGCUGAUAAAUCUGAGCUUUCUCGUGCUGAACGUAAAGAGCUCAAAAAGAAACAAGCUGCAGAAAAGAUGAAGCAGAAGCAAAAACAAGCUGGCGGUGGAGGUGAUGAUGACUCGGAUGAUGACUCUGACCUCAUUAAUCCGAAUCACGUCAAGAGCAAGAUGAAUAUUUCGGAUCUUAGUGCUCCACGAGAACUCAGUCGGAAAGAGCGAGAGGCGAAAGAGAAGAAGGAAGCCCAGGACAAAUAUUGGAAGUUACAUGUCGCAGGAAAGACUGACCAGGCGAAAGCUGACCUUUCACGUCUAGCCAAAAUCCGGGCAGAUCGUGAGGCUGCUGCCGAAAAGAGGAAAGCAGAAGCAGAAGCCAAGAAAUCUGAACUCGAAGCCAAACAGAAAGCUUCCAGGUAGGAAUUGGGUCCACGAAACGGAGUACCCAAUAGCACCAGACUAUGAACCUAUCUGAUUGUAGCUGUAUGUAACCUCAAGGAACAAAUCUACCUCUGUAUAUCAUAUUCGUGGCAGUCUUUCAUGGUUCGGCUGUUCCAAUCAUAGUCACACACUUUGAAAGUACUUGAGUGGAUCUUUUUUCCAUCCGUAUUUCAAUGCUUCCUAGGAAACGAGCCACUGCCUGAUCUGACUGUCGCCACUGCAUUACUCUCUUGACUGGUUGAGUCAAUCAAG
This is a messenger RNA of Lentinula edodes (shiitake mushroom), 1002 nucleotides long. Its product is annotated as casein kinase substrate phosphoprotein PP28-domain-containing protein. The coding region runs from base 184 to 729 and encodes 181 amino acids. Gene Ontology annotation, molecular function: RNA binding. NCBI's taxonomy places the organism in Eukaryota, Fungi, Basidiomycota, Agaricomycetes, Agaricales, Omphalotaceae. Gene Ontology annotation, cellular component: cytosol. The record is from RefSeq and is a predicted model, not a curated record. The transcript is spliced from 5 exons.